AUGGCUGGCGGAGAAGCAGCCCCGUUGCUCACGCCCGGCAGCACGCCCGCACGCACACGAUGGUCGGCCAUUAUUGCCGUGAGCGUUGCCUUUUUCAUGCUCUUUUUGGCCUUCAACUCGCUGCAAAACUACGCCACCUCCCUCCUGCCCGGCAGCCUGGGCAGUGAGUCCCUGUCGGUGCUCUACGUCUCCGUCUGCGUCUUUGUCUUCACGGCGCCGCACAUCGCCAAGCGCCUCGGCGAGAAGCGCACCAUGGUCCUCGGCUCGGUCAGCUAUCUCAUUUACAUGGGAUCCACCAUCCAUCCCAUCCGUGCCAUUGUGCUCAUCGCCGCCGUCAUCAUUGGCUUUGGCGCUGCCAUCUUAUGGGUCAGCGUGGGCUCGUACAUCACAAAGGCUUCUCACCCUAGCGAAUUGGGACGCACCAACGGCAUGUUCUGGGGCAUUUUCCAAGCGAGUGGCAUUGUGGGCAACCUGUUUGCCUACUUUAUCUUUGAGCAUCUUGACGGGAGCGCAAGCCUUUUUCUGGCCCUCACUGCUGCUGGCGGUGUGGGCGUCCUCAUCCUAUUCUUCAUCCCAUCGGAGAAAACCACAAUAGGUACCCGUGAAGGGGACGACGAAGCCAAUGAAGGCCCCGAGCCCUCCGUCAACGACGUGGCUCCCGCGACCCCCGCCGAGCAUCUGACCGUCUGGCAGGAGGUUCAGAAAGUUUUUGACAUCUUACUGACGAAUCGACUUCUGGCGCUGGGCUACCUGAUCAUAUUCACGGGACUUGAAAUGGCCUUUCGCAGCGGCGAAUUUCCCCAGUUGUUGCCCCAAAAGAGCAUUGGCAUGGUGUUGGCGUUUGCCGGUUUGGGUGAGGUCGUGGGUGCCCUGGGUCUCUCAAGCCUUUCAGACCGAGUCGGAUGCACGGCCCUCCUCUGGUUGGCCUCGCUGACCCAUGCGGCCUCCAUGGUUUUGGCCAUCAUGCUCAAAAAUUCAGGCCUGCCAGGGCCCGGGCCGGAAUGGCUUGGAGUGUCGUGGAUUGCGUACAUGGCGAGCUUUGGGUUUGGUCUCAGUGAUGCCCUCUUUAACACACAGUGCUACGCGCUGAUCGGCAAGAUGUUUGCGCCAGAACAUGCCGUUCGCGCCUUUACCGGCUUUCAGCUCUUUCAAAACAUUGGCUCGGCUGGCGGGUACUACCUCGGUGUACCGCUCCCCAUGCAUGGCGACAAGGGCUCGCUGGGCCAAGUCUGGAUCCAGCUCUUCCUUCUGGUCACCGGCACCCUCCUCUACACCUGGGCUGACCUUCGUUAUGGUCGACGCCCACCCACGACCCCCGAUGUCCGCCACGAGAUUGACGGAGCCAGCCUUGACCCCCACCCAACCAACACGAGCUCCUCGACCUAACGCCGGCUCCCUGUCUGCCAAGAAGCAGUGCACGUCGCAGAAACAACACACACACAUGCCUUGCCGGCAUGCGCGCUUACGCAAUUCCCGCUCUGAACUGGACUUUUCGAUGUAAACUGAAACAAUUGACACACUUUCGU
Monosiga brevicollis MX1 is the source of this 1526-nucleotide messenger RNA. RefSeq lists its product as uncharacterized. The coding region runs from base 1 to 1386 and encodes 461 amino acids. NCBI's taxonomy places the organism in Eukaryota, Choanoflagellata, Craspedida, Salpingoecidae. Gene Ontology annotation, biological process: potassium ion homeostasis. The record is from RefSeq and is a predicted model, not a curated record. The transcript has 5 exons.